Molecule: messenger RNA, 1522 nt
Organism: Eutrema salsugineum
Lineage: Eukaryota; Viridiplantae; Streptophyta; Magnoliopsida; Brassicales; Brassicaceae
Product: RHOMBOID-like protein 1
Exons: 6
Coding region: 164-1312 (382 amino acids)
Biological process (GO): proteolysis
Cellular component (GO): membrane
Molecular function (GO): serine-type endopeptidase activity
Source: RefSeq, a predicted model, not a curated record
CCCAAAAAGAGGAAAGACUAUUGAUUCAUCUUCUCGACCUUCCCAUCUGAUUCCUUCGCUUCUGUAGAAACAAUGUCGUGAAAAAGCUAGAUCCUUUCUUUUAGGGUCUGUUUGUUUUUCUUCGAUUCGGAGGAAGAAGAAGAAGAAAUUCGGGGGGUUCGAAAUGGUUCGCGAUCGGCGAGAGGGUCUAGAGAUCAAGGUGGUGGAUCCGCCGACAAACAAUGUGUCCGUACAAACUUCUCCGGCGACUCGCCGGCGGAGGCAACGCACUUCUUUCGCUGAGUUUCGGCCGUUUAAGCUUUGGUUUCCAUGGCUGGUUCCAGCUAUCGUGGUGGCUAACAUUGCCCUCUUCGCCAUUUCGAUGUUCAUCAACAAUUGCCCUAAAAACUCGGCUAAUUGCUCAGCUAGGUUUCUUGGGAGAUUCGCAUUUCAGCCUAUGAAAGAAAAUCCUCUUCUGGGUCCAUCUUCUACGACAUUGGAGAAGAUGGGUGCUUUAGAUGUAACAAUGGUGGUUCAUAAGCAUCAGGUGUGGCGCUUGUUCACCUGUAUAUGGCUACAUGCCGGGGUUUUUCAUGUCCUUGCCAACAUGUUGAGCCUUAUCUUUAUCGGCAUUCGUCUUGAGCAAGAAUUUGGUUUUGUACGCAUUGGAUUGCUUUACAUGAUCUCUGGAUUUGGUGGAAGUUUGUUAUCUUCUCUCUUCAACCGGAAUGGUAUAUCUGUCGGUGCAUCUGGUGCAUUAUUCGGUUUGCUUGGUGCUAUGCUUUCAGAGCUGCUCACUAACUGGACUAUAUACGCAAAUAAGUUUGCAGCUCUUUUGACUCUCAUCUUCAUCAUAGCCAUUAAUUUAGCCGUAGGUAUUCUUCCACAUGUAGACAACUUUGCUCAUCUUGGAGGAUUCACUUCCGGGUUUCUUCUAGGCUUUGUUUUCUUGAUCCGUCCUCAAUAUGGAUACUUCAACCAGAGGAACAACCCUCGUGGCUACGCUGCACCGUCUGCUAAAUCCAAACACAAGCCAUACCAAUACGUUCUCUGGAUCACUUCUUUAGUGCUUUUGAUAGCAGGAUAUACCAUUGGACUCGUAGUGCUUCUUCGAGGGACGGAUUUGAACAAGCAUUGUUCAUGGUGCCAUUAUCUCAGUUGUAUCCCUACGUCGCUAUGGAGCUGUAAAUCUCAAAAUGUGUACUGUGAGUCGAGCCAGAUUGGGAAGCAGAUGAAUUUGACAUGUAUUGCUAAUGGGAGAACAGAGAUGUAUAAGCUAGCUAGCGAUAACCCGUCUCAGAUUCAGCAGUUGUGUUCCCAAUUAUGCAGCUGAUUCCACUAAACAUCUCAAUUUUUUUUCUUUUUACUCUGUAGAAAGUAGGAAUGUUCAUUUAAUUUGAUCAAUGCACUUGUGAAUCACACAAGUUGUGAUUGUUCUUUCUGAUCAUUAUCCGGUUCCACUUCUUGUUUUACUGCAUAUGUAUGACCAUAUAUAUUGAAACAUAAGUGGUGAAAGAGAAAGUUGAACAGAGUUUUUUUUUUA